This is a messenger RNA of Branchiostoma floridae (Florida lancelet), 1181 nucleotides long. RefSeq names its product testis-specific serine/threonine-protein kinase 1-like. Bases 225 to 1181 code for a protein of 318 amino acids. Gene Ontology annotation, cellular component: cytoplasm. Gene Ontology annotation, biological process: protein phosphorylation; microtubule cytoskeleton organization; intracellular signal transduction. Gene Ontology annotation, molecular function: protein serine/threonine kinase activity; ATP binding; tau-protein kinase activity. The record is from RefSeq and is a predicted model, not a curated record. The transcript is spliced from 6 exons. Lineage: Eukaryota; Metazoa; Chordata; Leptocardii; Amphioxiformes; Branchiostomatidae.
UGGCAACCGCGUUCGACUUGUUCUAGAACGCCCGCCGUUCCUUAUGAUUUCACAAUGUUCGGACCAUUCUCGCUGCUCUUUCUGCACUGGAACAAUGGGGGACCCAACGUAAGCCAGUGCAUUUCAGUCCCCGAGCGCUAAGAUUUUUGACUUAAAGACCGAGUAGAAUUAGAAUCCCCCUUGAACACUUAACUUAAGACAAGGAAGAAACAGUUGCUAAGACAAUGCCCAAUACGGCUCGGCCCGCGGCAGCGUCGCGUCUUGCGCUAAAAGAGACGGAGGAGGAGGAACUGAGCAGGCGAGGGUAUCAUCUGGAGCUGCACAUCGGGGAGGGGUCGUACGCCAAGGUCAAGUCGGCUACUUCAGACAGACUCCACGGCAAGGUGGCCAUCAAGAUCAUCCACAAGUCCCUUGCGCCUCAAGACUUCCGGGAGAAGUUCCUUCCGCGCGAGCUCAGCGUCUUGACGAAGGUGGACCAUCCUCACGUGAUCAAGGUACACGAGAUCAUGGAGCUGGGGUCCAGGGUCUAUAUCGUGAUGGACUAUGCCGGACACGGAGAUCUGUUGGAGUACAUACAGCUGCACGGGGCGCUGUCGGAGAGCAAGGUCCGAGUGAUGUUCCGGCAGUUACUGACGGGGGUUCAGUACCUGCACAGCAGGGGCAUCGUGCACCGCGACCUCAAGUGUGAAAACGUCUUGUUGGACUCCAAGAACAACAUUAAGCUUUCAGAUUUCGGCUUCGCCCGAGAGUUCAGACAGGGCGAACUGAGCAGGACGUUUUGUGGCAGCGCCGCCUAUGCAGCCCCGGAAGUACUGCAGGGCAUUCCGUACCUUGCCGAACUUUACGACGUGUGGAGUUUGGGAGUUAUUCUGUACAUCAUGGCGUGUGGCUCCAUGCCUUUCGACGACUCGAACAUCAAAAAAAUGAUCAAGAUUCAGCUUGAGAAGAAGUAUGGCUUUCCUAGGUCAAGGAAGGUCAACCAGGACUGCAAGGACCUGAUUAACCAGAUCCUAACGCCAAACGUCACAGAACGGCCGACCAUCGAACAAUUGCUGCAGCACACUUUCUUGGCACAAGGUGGCGCUUCUUCUAGCAGCGACCAGGUUGCAUCGGACAACGCCCUUCCCCAAGUGGGUACUUUCUGUACUUCGUCUGUAUCUACCUCCUCUGGUGUCUGUUAA